CAGAGAUGGAGAGGCAGAGAGGGAUAGUUACCAACUUUAAAUUCCUUGGUGUUAUUAUUUGGAGGAGCUGUCCUGGGCUAGCCGCAUUUAAUACCAUCAUUCCCACAAUCCUGAUUGAGAAGUUGCAGAACCUGGGCCUCUGUACCUCCCUCUGCAAUUGGAUCCUCGACUUCCUAACCAGAAGACCACAAUCUGUGCAGAUUGGUGAUAACAUAUCCUCCCUGCUGACGAUCAACACUGGCACACCUCAUGGGUGUGUACUUAGCCCACUGCUCUACUGUCUGUAUACACAUAGCUGUGUGGCUAGGCAGAGCUCAAAUACCGCCUAUAAAUUAACUGAUAAUGCAACCAUUGUCAGUAGAAUCUCAGGUGGUGACGAGAAGGCGUACAGGAGUGAGAUAUGCCAACUAGUAGAGUGGUGCCACAGCAACAACCUGGCACUCAAUGUCAGUAAGACGAAAGAGCUGAUUAUGGACUUCAGGAAGAGUAAGAUGAAGAAACACAUACCAAUCCUCAUAGAGGGAUCAGAAGUAGAGAGAGUGAGCAGUUUCAAGUUCCUGAGUGUCAAGAUCUCUGAGGAUCUAACCUGGUCCCAACAUAUCGAUGUAGUCAUAAAGAAGGCUCUCCCUUCCUCCACAAUCCUGAUGCCACGAUCACCUCUCUAGUACAGUUCUAAACACAAGAGCUUCUGCAGACGUUGGAAAUCCAGGACAACACACACAAGAUGCUGGAGGAACUUAGCAGGUCAAGAAGCAUCAAUGGAGGAGAAUAGUCGGUGGUUUGGUCUGAGACCCUUCAUCAGGACUGGAAAAGAAAGUGGAAGAAACUCCACACAGUCUUACAUAGUCCACAGCCUGAGAGAGAAUCCUUCUCAAGCUGUCACAGAAAGACAACAAUGUUUCAAAGGUUCGAAGAUUUCAAAGGUACAUUUAAUGUAUACAAUAUACAUCCUGAAAUGUUUCUUCUUCACAACCAUCCAUGAAAACAGAGGAGUGCCCCCAAAGAAUGAACGACAGUUAAAUGUUAGAACCCCAAAGUCCCCCCAGCUCCUUUCCCUCCCGUGCAUAAGCGGCAGCAAGCAAUGAUCCCCUCCCCUCACCGGCAAAAAAAAAAUUGACACCCACCACCAAGCACUCAAGCAUGCAACAAGGCAACAGCAAAGACAGAAUCUUACAGGACUCCAAAGACUACUCGUUCACCUGGUAUUCGGUAUACCACAGGUUCUCUCUCUCCAUAAUAAGGGAGAAAGAGUUGUCUCCAUUUCACAGCGAGCGGGGAGACAUAACAUACAACUCACUGGUUUACAAUGUUAAAAGUUUGUUGCAUCGCUUCUUCCGAACCCUGUGCCCAAAGAUCUCGGGUCCCUGGACACACGGCCUUAGGUCUUCCAUUUCCUAGGACACACCGACCUUCGAUCCGCCUGUCUCCAGAGCCACGAGAUCUUGGCCCUCCAAAGGCGAUCUGAGGUCUUAGGCCGAGCCCUUGGCAUGCCAAAUAACAACCAGUCGUAAAACCUCGAGAGUGGGUCCCAUUCCCCAAAGAACUACAGUCAGCAUGUCUUCAAAAGAACCCUGAAAGGGAAAAAUAAAGAUAAAGAAUAGAAUGUUAAAUCCUAUCCUUUCCCUGUCUCUGACCUAUCUUUUGAACUGUUAGACUGAAAGAAGGAUAACCAGUGAACAGGAAUGGAGGCGCCAUUUCUAAUGUACAGUGAGAUAGAUUAGAAGAAGAAAAUUAAAGUAGAAAGCCUUAAAGAGGGCCGGAGAAGUAUGGAUUAGACACACAUGUGCCAGUUUCAGUUACAGUAUGAAAAACUGAUUGAAGAAAAAAGUAAACAAGAAAAAGAAGCCCAAGUAGCUGAGGCCUAAGUGCAGGGAUUGAGGAAACAGUACAGCAAUUUAAAGAUGGCUAUGAAUGUGAUAAAGAAAUCAGCACAUGAAAUGAAACAACACUGGAGAUCAGACAAAGUGUUUAAAGCAGAUACAAGACCUGCUGCGUCAAGUAAACACUCGGCGAGGAAUAAUAUGUGCUUUUGGAGCUGAAAGGGGGAGGAGGAUGAAAAUGGAGAUAUGGAUUGGAAUGAUUUAGCAGAUAAGGCGACCAGAUAUGUCUAUGAUGAGGAGCUUCCUCUUGAGGAUCUCCUACCGACACACAACCAAAAGGGGCUGCUGCUGCCAUUGGCACCAUUGACACCCCCCCACCCCAGAGAGGGAGGAGCUGAGGCAGGAAAUCAACAGCAGAAUGUAACUUAGACUAUCCCGCUCAGGGUACAGAAGCUGAAGGAUAUUGCUGAGGCCUGGCAAUUAGUUACUGGAGAGCAAUACACGGUCAACAUGACGCUGAGGAAAGGAGAUUGAUUAUAAUGUGCUUGCGUCUGAGCAUCUGCUCUGCUUUGCCAGAAGCACAGCGACAUGCUGGGGGAGCAAAUGGGAAGUUAAAGAAUCUGAUACUGACUGUUAUGACUAAUAACAGCGGGGACCCAAUGGACCCAUUAAGUAAAUGUUACCAGAGGGUAGAGGAGCACCCCACUGCCUUUGCAUCCCAUCUAUAGAUGGAGUUUCGAGCGGUGCAUGCAUUAACAUUAGAUCGAGAUCAUUUAGGAUCAGAACCUGCAAAGGGAUAGUUAAGAACAUUAGUGUCUCAUAGCACCAACAAAUCUAGAAAGAUAUUGGAACUGUUUGAUCCUAGUGACCCUGCACAUACUGAGGCAUGGGUACCUAAGAAAAUUAUUAAAGCAUGGCAGGGGGAAAUGCAGGAGUUAUAUUAUAACUUCAGGAAUACUCCAAAGGCAGCUGAAGUUUUUUUUACCUUCAAGAAAGCACAUGAGGUAUUGUAUGGGAAAGCGCAGGUCAGGGUAGAAGCCAGCAGAGUGAUUGUACAGGAGAAGUAACAGAACACUGGAGUGCGCCUUCAUUCAACCAGGGAACGUCCCAUCACAGUGCUCAAAUCUGCUGUUUCAUCUGUAGUAAUAUGGGUCAUUAUGUCCAGAAUUGUAGAGCAAGCAAUUCAUUUAACCUGAAUCCUAACAUAGAUCAGAAAGGUCAGAAUAUGUUGGGACUUUGGUUAAUUUGGGGGAUGUCAUGCUUUAAACUUGUUAAUGUUGUUUACUUGUGCAUGCUGAAUAACUUCUAACAUUUCUUUGUUUUAAAGUCUCAGCUCCUCAAUUAUGUCUGAUUGUAAAUGAUUGUUUUGGUAAGUAUAGAGUUCUCAUCUUUUAAGAGGCUGGGCCUUAAAGUGGUUGCAUGAAUGUGUUGGGACUCCAUCUAGCUGAGUUGACUUUUCCUUUGUUCUUUAAAAACUGGUUCAAACUGUUUCAAAACUGGGAAUAAACUGUUUAUUCAAAGUUUUACAGAUUUUUGCAAAGGUUCUGAAAGCAGAGAAGUACAAACAUUGAUUCUUGUAUUUAUUGUCUGUGCUUUUGGUUUGUUUCUUUAUCAGUUUUCCAUGGAAUUGGGUUUAGAGAGACCCAGAUUCCACACAGGCCAUGUGCAAUCCAGGUUCAGGAGACGGAAAUCUGUGCAUUUUUAUUCUGGAUAUGAGAUGUCUACAUUUCAGAGGGAAAUCUACUCAAGUCUGUCAUCCAGUUGCACCUCCAGAUGCUGCCUGACCUGCUGAGUCGCUCCAGCAUUUCAUGUGUGUUGCUUUGGAUUUCCAGCAUCUGCAGACUUGUUGAGCUUGAAAGAGAGUGACAAACACACAACAAAGAGGAGAAGAAGUUGAAAGCUGAGCAGGUACAAGAGUUACAGUAAGAACAUGUGGUCCAUGGAUGCCCAGCAAAGUGGACGAGUUGAUGCUGAGGAAGAGGCAAUAACAUUCAGCAAGGAGGAUGAGUUUUUAUGCCACCUGUCCCAGGAAGAAAAAGAAUGUCUUGGAUUUUUGAUCGAAACUAUUGAUGCUUUAGAGGUGGAUUUGGAAGAAGAUGACAAAGAGGGAGCUACAAUGGGAGAGGGCACUAUUGGUGAUGGGUUCUAUGAAUUUCUAGGAAUGGUUUGCAGUACUCGACCAACAGACAAGGCAGCUGGUCCUGAUGAAUCAGGCACCUGUGAUUAUGCUAUUGGGAAAGCGGGGGCAGUUGCCACUAGCCCAGCUACAGAGAAGGCCAAUAUCAGAAGCAUGGCAGCAGUUCCAGGUCUUGAUCCAACACCAAACCAAAAGGCAACGGCAGAAAGAGACGAGAAACAGAAGAAACUGCUGAAGUAUCAAGGAUCUGAAGCCACAAUGGGUUUAGAAUCUAAAAGCACAAAGCUGUCCAGAAUUGAUGAACAAUGCCCGUCCAGAUCUCUCACCUUGCUCCCAGCCCAUGCAAGGAAGUUCGACACUAUCCUGAGGUCAGGCGUCAGUGUGCAGGAGCUGCGUGCUCAGGUUUUAGCCCGUCUCAGUGGGUCUGCCCAGCAGCAGCCAGGCAGUCAGACAGAGGGUUUGGCAACACAAUCCCACUCAGUUCGGUUACUUGGAGUGCCUGAGCAGAGAGCCACAAGACAGCUUGCCCUGCAGAAGCCCGGCAGCACCGACAGCACCUCUGCUCGACCUCAGAAGUCAGCCUCCCCACAGUCACCAAUGGAAAGAGAUCAUGAAGCUGCUUUGAAAAAGCUGGGCCUUUUAAACCUAUAAUGUUGAAAAGCCCCUUGUGAAAAUUGAGUCGUCACUGUCACUCAGUGUAGGUUGUCAAUGAAGUUCCCCUACCCUUCAUAAAGCCAAUAAAAUGUGUCAAGUGUGCAGCUUCUCUGUGCACACACAGAGGUUUAUUAAUGAGGUAGCACCUUACAAUGCAUAUGUUUCCUUCGUUCUGCAAUUACACAUUAAUAAUUCAGAGUUUUCCUAAAAUACUCCAUGACAGUUUAUUCGUCAAAACACAUUUAGCAAGAACAUAACAUUGAACUGAAUGGAAAUGGGAAUUUUGAACCCCAACCUUAAAAUACAAAGAUAUACUCAUUCACAUCUUGCCAGGGAAAUAUUACUUGUACAAUUAUGGGAGUAAACCCACAUUCUGAUAUAUUGUUUAGGUUGUAAGAGCUGCUACAAACAGUGGCAUUGUGUUCCUUCCCUCUGGCAAAUUGAAAUUACAUGGAGCUCAUAUGUCAAAUGAUCAAAUAUUUGUUGCAUUUCUAUUCAUCAUGAUAUCUUUAGAAUCUUGCAUCUACUUACUAUUUUAUAGAUCAUUGGUUUUUGUCACUCAUUUUCUCAUAUCAUACAUUGUAUAAAUAUUACUUGGUGUAUAUAGAUCUGCAUAUAGGUUAGUGGUGCUUUGAAUGAAUAAACAUUUAUUUCAAAUUCUUGUUCUGUGUGAUAUGUUUUUACCAGGGCUUGAAGGAGUAUGGUAAGUACUUGUAUAUUUAUUAUUUUUGCUGUAAUGGAAAAGUAAAUGAGACUGGGUGUAACAUGGCCACAGAUUAGCUGUUGAAAAGACCAACUUCAGGCUGAAAUUUCUUGUAUCACUUGUACGAGCACAACCAGAAGCAGCAUCCAGGUUUAAUCUUCUCUUCAUUCCAACGGUGCUCUUCAUCUAUUCAAGUCAAAAUUUCAAGAUUAGAAAGGAUAUGAGAUUCUGAUGAAAAUUUGUACCACAGCCCAUGGAAACAUUCACUCUGCAAUAUUGGCUGGCUUGCUGUAUUUUUUGAUAUUUUGUUAUUCACUCCUAUUUCCAGUUUGUAGUUGUUUCUUUUGAAAAUCUUUAUCAAACAUGUCAAAUUCAUAAAGAUGUUUGUUUAUCCCUGGCAAGUGAAGGUUCAGCCUCUACUGAAUGUUUCAUGUAUCCUCUACUCGUUGACACACCAUUUCUGUACUUUGCUGUGAGCUAUUAGCAAAGUUUGACAGAAGUUACAAUUUAAUUUAUUGAUUACGUUACUGUGAAGUAUUUUUAAAUACUUUGUUGAUGACAAUAAGGUAGAUAUCAACAGCUUUUCUUUUGGAUCCUCCUGCUUUCUCCAGACCAAAUAUGUUGCCACUGAGCUUCCAUGUCAGUCAGUUAUGCCUUUUCAUUGGCUAUAUGGAGUAAUCCAUGUUCCAAAGCUACACCAACGAUAUUCCACAACUCUUUGUCUGCUACAUUAAAGACUGCAAUGGUGCUCUUUCCUGCACCCAUGCAGGGCUCAUCAAUUUCAUCGACUUCCACCCUGCCCCCAGGUCCCCUUGGUCCAUCUCUAACAAAUCUCUCCCCGUUUUGAUCUCUACUGCUCCCUCUCAAGAGACACCGGCAUCUUCCACAAACCAGCUGACUCUGCAGUUACUGUGAUUGCGCCCACCACGUCACUUACAAGGAUGCAAUUCCCUUCUCUCAUUUUCUCCAUUUCCGCCACAACUGUCCUAAUGUCUUUCCAUCAAUGACAUAUGCUGUGUCCUUUUAUUUCUCAAAAAAUAGUUACCUCCCCCUCCAACUACUUCUGCUGAUGCAGCCUGCCUCUUUUCUAUUUGCCACACAUCUACCCUCACUCAUUCCCCUACAUACAUAAUAGGGAUAGAGAAUUCCCCUUGGCCUCACCUACAAUUCCACAAGCCUACACAUCCAACAUAUCAUUCUCCACAGCUCUGACACCUCCAGCAGGAUCCCACCAUCAGGCAUAUCUUUCCCUCCCCUCUGCUCUCUGCUGUCUUCACCUAUGGGCCUCUCUAUGGUUCCCUUGUCUGUUCAUCACUCGCCACCGAUUCCCCCAGUGCUAAGUGUAACACCUGUCCCAUACCUCGUCCCUCACCAUCAUUCAGGGCUCCAAACAGUCCUUCCAGAUGUGGCUGUUGUGAAUGUUAAAGCAUCAGUGUCACAGAUUGCAUCUGAAGAUCCCUGUGGGUCCCCUUCUGUGUCAGUGAGACCCAGAGCACAUUGUAGAAUUGCUUUGUUGAGCAGCAUUUCUCCAAACACAUAAGGUAGGAUCUCCUGCUGACUGGCCUUUUUAAAUUCUACAUCUCAUUCCCACACAAACAUGUCUGUCCACAGCCUCUACUGCAAAAUUGAGGCCAGGUACAGGUCAGAGGGACUACAUCUCAAAUUCAGCGUUGGUAGUCCCCAACCAAACAAUGUGAAUAUCAAUUUCUCAAUUGUCAAGUAACCACUGCCCCAGGCCUGCCCCCUUGGUUUCCCUUAUCCCUCUGGCUCAUCACCCCAUCUCUUUCCCCUUCUUACCCUCUCAAUCUCCCCAUCACCUUCACAUUCCUCCCUCCAUUUCCCGUGCUCACUUCCGUCUUUUUAUUGCAUGGUCCACCUUUUAGAAUUAGGCCAUUCAGCCCAUUGAGUUUGAUUCGCCAUUCCAUCAUGGCUGAUUUAUUAUCCCUCACAACCCCAUUCUUCUUCCCAUAACCUUUGAUUUCACUAAAUAAUCAAAAACCUUUGCUUUAAAUAUACCCAACAGCAUGGCCUCCACUGUCAUCUGUGGCAAUGAAUUCCACAGAAUCUGGCUAAAGAAAUUCCUCUUCAUCUCUGCUUCAAUUCUGCGGAUGUGCCCUUUGGUCCUGGGUUCCCCUUCUAAAUAAGCAAGAGAAAAUUAGAAUGUAAUGUUUUAUAAGUAAGUUUUCUUACUUAUGGACUCUCUUUCAAGGAGCCUUCAUCUCAAGUUCUUGACAUUUACUGCUUAUUUAUUAUUAUUCCUUUCUUUUUGUAUUUGCACAGUUUGCUGUGCUCUACACACUGGCUGGUGCGGUCUUUCAAUGAUUCUGUUGUGUUUCUUGACUUUUCUGUGAAUGCCUGCAAGAAAUGGAUUUGAGUUGUAUAUGGAAAUAUAUAUGUACUUUCGUAAUAAAUUGACUUCGUACUUUAUAAAAUGUGA
Molecule: messenger RNA, 7751 nt
Organism: Hypanus sabinus (Atlantic stingray)
Lineage: Eukaryota; Metazoa; Chordata; Chondrichthyes; Myliobatiformes; Dasyatidae
Exons: 7
Coding region: 3751-4608 (285 amino acids)
Source: RefSeq, a predicted model, not a curated record